Messenger RNA from Pseudozyma hubeiensis SY62, 687 nucleotides. RefSeq names its product myosin class II heavy chain. The record is from RefSeq and is a predicted model, not a curated record. The coding region runs from base 1 to 687 and encodes 228 amino acids. NCBI's taxonomy places the organism in Eukaryota, Fungi, Basidiomycota, Ustilaginomycetes, Ustilaginales, Ustilaginaceae. The transcript has a single exon.
AUGGGCUACGAGACAGACUCGAUCUCGACCCAGACCCGCGGGUUCUCCGACGAGCCCCAGGUCGCACCACCAAAGAAGCCCUUCUACCGCAGAGGAGGCUUUUGGUGUCUAGUCGUCUUCCUCUGCGUCUGCGCAGCUGUCAUUCCACCCCUCGUCGUCUUCCGCGAUCGACUCGGCACCUCGACCAAAUCACCGUUCGCUGAUCCACCAUUCUGGAAUGGUACUGGUCCCAACGACAACCCCUUCGGCACUUGCUUCACCAUGGAAGCGACCGCCUUCCAGCCAAAUUGGAAGGAGGAGCAGACAACGACGUGGUGUGGCGCGCAGUUCAACCGAUCGUCACCCAUCUUUUCGCUUCCGCUGCUCAACAUGUCGGCUGCUGUCGGGUCGAAUCAACGCGUUACGCACGAUGUCGAUCAACAACUCUGGAACAACAUGACGCGCAACUGGUGCGGUGCCGAAGCAAAGAUCAGGGGACCAGCUGGAGAGUUUACCGCUUUCUUUGGUGACGCCAACAUUUGGAGAAGUGUCGACUUGAACAUGGCGCUUUACGAAACCAUCAAGGGCGUGCCAAACGGUACUUACAGCGAUCCAGACCAGGCCCGUUGGAUGGACGGAGUACGCGUCUGCUUUACCGGUGGCAGGAUUGAUGUCUCGCAAGGCUACCCAUUCUCGUAUCCUCUGUGA